This is a messenger RNA of Adineta ricciae, 279 nucleotides long. Lineage: Eukaryota; Metazoa; Rotifera; Eurotatoria; Adinetida; Adinetidae. The record is from the annotation of a GenBank genome assembly.
AUGUCGAAAAUAACACUUGUUCUAUUCAUGGUUUGCGUACAAAUUAUUCUCAUCAAUUGUUAUUCUCUAAGUCAUUUACAGGGCAAUCUUUGGUCGGAUUUUGAUUUGGAGCCAAAGGACGAAUUUCUUGCUAAACUUUUACAUACGGAAAACUUAUUUCAUGAUGACAGUUCAGCAUCCGAACCAUUCGAUGGUCGCGCACAUGGAUUACAAAAGCGUGGCCGACAAUGUUUAUGGAAAGUAUGUAGUUGGGCAUUGGACAAACGUUCAUCCUCAUAA